Molecule: messenger RNA, 9182 nt
Organism: Coregonus sp. 'balchen'
Lineage: Eukaryota; Metazoa; Chordata; Actinopteri; Salmoniformes; Salmonidae
Source: the annotation of a GenBank genome assembly
AUGGAACCACAAGGUCACUGGUGUAGGCUAUUAGGCCCACUCCUACUGCCACCCUUCUCCCACUCUCCCCAGUCACAUACAAUAUAUUCUGCAGUGAUAUUUUGUCACUUUAAUGAUAGAUGGUCACUCAAGCAUUUUUAUGGCCAUUUAAGAUUUCACCCCUCUCUAUCCCCUGCCCUGGAUGGACAGAGACCCCCCCCCACCCAGACGCUGUCCAUCUGUCACUGUUUCCGGUGGUGAGGAGGGUGAGCCUGAGUAGGCUAAUCCACAGCACGCCUCGAGGGAAGCCCUACCGGUUUAAACCUGCACGCAGGGAGUAAGGGAAGGAGGGAGGGGGGAUAACGAGUGUAAUUUCGGUCUAAGAAGAUUAGUCAAUGUCAUUAGCCCGUUGGAGGCACUUCGGCUGCCCUGGUGGUCUCCACACCACUAGUGCAGAGCAGGGAGACAGGUAGAUACACAGGUGGCUCGAGGAGGCAGGAAAGGCACUCUUUCUCCUCACCUCAGGAUGAUUUAUUUUACUGUGAGCCUCAUGGAGGUGGCGAGGAUACUGGCGAUACACCGGCAGCAGGUAUACCAGAUUUGACGGUUCAUGUUUUUACCAGGGGGGGGGCGUGAGAUCAGAUAGGAGCCAUGAAGACGCGGCCCACGGGUAUUGGUGCCUCCAACGCCAACUGGAUGAGCUCACUCUCCCCCAAGCUCACAGCUAUGCCCCUGAAGCACCUUGCAGUGCCCGGUAAGCGUGUGUGUGUUAUGUAAAUACAAAAUUAAUUUUUUAUUUACAGUGCCUUCAGAAAGUAUUCACACCCCUUGACGUUUUCCACAUUUUGUUGUGUUACAAAGUUGGAUUAAAAUUGAUUGAAUUGUCCUUUUUUGUCAAUGAUCUACACAAAAUACUGGGGGGAAAAUCACCGUUGGCUGCGAUUACAGCUGUGAGUCUUUCUGGGUAAGUCUCUAAGAGCUUUGCACACCUGAAUUGUACAAAUCUGCACAUUAUUAUUUUAAAGAUUCUUCAAGUUCUAUCAAGUUGGUUGUUGAUCAAUACUAGACAGUCUUGCCAUAGAUUUUCAAAACUGUAACUAGAACACUAAGGAACAUUCAUUGUCUUCUUGGUAAGCAACUCCAGUGUAUAUGUGGCCUUGUGUUUUAGGUUAUUGUCCUGUUGAAAGGUGAAUUUGUCUCCCAGUGUCUGUUGGAAAGCAGACUGAACCAGGUUUUCCUCUAGGAUUUUGCCUGGUAUUUGUGAUAUAAUGAAAUUCACUGCUCGACUGAGAGACCUUACAGAUAAUUGUAUGUGUUGGGUACAGAGAUGAGGUAGUCAUUCAAAAAUCAUGUUAAACACUAUUAUUGCACACAGUGAGUCCAUGCAACUUAUUAUGUGACUUGUUAAGCAAAUAUUUACUCCUGAACUUAUUUAGGCUUGCCAAUAACAAAGGGGUUGAAUACUUAUUGACUCAAGACAUUUAAGUCUUUCAUUUUUUAUAAAUUUGUAAACAUUUCCUAAAACAUAAUUCCACUUUGACAUUAUUGUCACGAUCGUCGACUGAAGACAUGGACCAAGGCGCAGCGUGAUAAGCGUACAUACUUUAAUUGUACUUACACUAACAAAAACAACAAACAAACGAUACGUGAAGUCCUAGGUUAUUCACAACAAACCAAACGGAACAAGAUCCCACAAAUACUAGUGCAACACAGGCUGCCUAAGUAUGGGCCCCAAUCAGAGACAACGAGCUACAGCUGCCUCUGAUUGGGAACCACCCUGGCCAACAUAGAUCUAAACGAUCUAGAACGAAAACAUAGAAAAACUAAACAAAGCAAAUCCACACCCUGGCUCAACAUUUAAGAGUCCCCAGAACCAGGGCGUGACAAUUAUGGGUGUGGGCCAGAGACACAAAAAUCAAUUUAAUCAAUUUUUAAUUCAGGAUCUAACACAUCAAAAUGUGGAAAAAGUCAAGGGGUGUGAAUAAUUUCUCAAGGCACUUUACAUGUGUGUGUUGUAGAGGUAUCAUAUGUCGGUCGACAUGAGGCGUAUAAUGAUGACUGUUGGCUCUGACUUGGUUUAUGACCUCCCACUGGUAAAGUCUAUCUGGGGUUAUAUGGUUUUAACAGCAAAGCCACACUUUAGCUAAAUGAAGUUUCACCUCUGUCUGAGAACAGCUUAGGCUACUGUUGGGCUAGAGAGGAAAAGACUGAUGUUGCACCUGUGGGUCUGGGGAACUGGGGUGUGACUGAAUUGCCGUGUGACGUGUGUGUGAGACUGAUGUGGCGUGCAUGUGUUUGUUUUGUUUACAACGUAGCAAGGCUAGCCUAAUGGAUUCAGAGAGGGUUCUUGGUGUUAAUCUGUAUUACCUGGAUGUGACCUGAGUUUGUGUGUUUGAGGGAGAGAGAGAGAGGGAGAGAGGGAGAGAGAGUGCACAAGAGUAGAUGGUCAGCCUACUCAUAAGAUCGACAGAAGGACCUUCACUUUCCUUUUCCAGAGUGAAAAGGCAUAUAUUUCUCUAUCUCACUUGAUCUGUCUCUUUCCCUCCCCUCCCUCUCUCCCAUCUUCCUCCCUCUCUCCCCUCCUCAUCCCUCUCUCUCAGGUUCCCAUGACUCGUUUAGUUUCUGGGUAGAUGAGAAGGCCCCGGUGGGUCCUGACCAGAAGGCCAUAGUCAAAUACCUGGCCACAGCCUUCCGUUUCGUUUCCAAGAAAGUCAUGAAGAAGUGGUCCAUGACACAGGUGAGGGUUCAACUGCUUCAGAUGAUUAACCAAUACUCUCAUGAAAAGAUGGGAUCCUCAGUCUUUGUCAAUAUAUGACUUUUAUCACCACCAGAACCUGACGUUUAAGGAGCAGCUGGAUGCAGGGAUUCGUUACUUUGACCUGCGUGUGUCAUCCAAACCUAGAGAGUCUGGUACUGAGAUCUACUUCAUCCAUGGCCUGUUCGGACACAAGGUGGGUGUACUGACCCCAUACCCAGACACCUAGAAGAUCAAUAAACAUGUUAUUAUAUGAAAACCUACAACAACAAAAAACCUAGUAAAUGUCGGCUCCUGCUAUUGACUUAUCUCCCUCUCCCCCUCUCUCUCUCUUUCUCGCUCUCUCUCUCUCAGGUGCGUGACGGUCUGUUGGACAUUAACUCUUUCCUGGACGCCCAUGGUAAGGAGAUGGUGUUCCUGGACUUUAACCAUCACUAUGCCAUGGGGAUGGAGCAUCACGCCUACCUCAUCAACAUGCUCCAGGAAGUGUUCGGAAGUAAACUCUGCAAGAUCAGCGUUGUCGAGGAUAUCACCCUGGACUACCUCUGGAAGAACAACUACCAGGUGAGACAGACAGGGUGAGGUCAGAAAGUGUGGAGUUCAUUUCUGAAAACUCCUCCACGUCCUCCACUUACAGAUCUAAUUGAACCUCUGCUAGUAAGACCCAGUCAUCUAUAAGUUGAGUGUGUGCGACACCUUAGAGAAUUAGCGGAGUCAGGAUUUCAGUAGAAGCUAAAGUGGAUUGCUUACUAAAUGCUGCUGCAGCUAUUUCAACCUGUCAAUCAGGGAUCUCAUCUCACAGACAUUGAUUCUCUCUCUUUCUCUCUCUCUCACACGCACAGUUAUUUCUGUCUGUAAGCUGCCAGUGUGAGUCUUAGUGGAUGACAGAAGAUUAAGUCAGGAGGCAGUUGGUGUGUGUGGACUGGAGUAUGUUACAGUGACUAUACUUGAUCUGUGUGCUUUGGUGUUUGAGCGUGUUGUUGGGAAAGAGUAGUGUUGGUGUCUGUAUCCCACUUUGUGUGUGUGGGCUGGGGGGGGGGGGGGGGGGGGGGGGGAGAGGUGGAGGAGUAGGAGUAGUGGUGGCUAUUCAGCAUGAUAAAUGUGACUCGUUGCAGGUAACUAGGCGUAUGUCACACAUCACUACUUCACAGGAGAGGCAUUUCAACGUAAAACCAUUUUUAAAAUCAAUGUGUUUUUUGGCAGAAAUGCCUUCAGGAACAUGUGAACUUUCAUGUGCCUUAAUAACUAAAUUGGAUGCCAUCUGUAAAUACGAAUACAAUUGUUAAAUAACGAGCCUAGUUGGUUUAGCCACGGAAAACUGAGAUUUUGGCUGAGAUAAUGGAUGGGGUGGACAUGCCGAGAGAGGAGUUCAGAUUGGUCUGCUAUGUAGCACGCUUCUGUCUAUAACAUGAGCUGCAGCAUGUGUAGGUAAUCCUUUCUCAUUUUUAAAAGAUUUCACGAAGCACUGCAAAAGUGUUGCUAAGGCUCUCCAAUUGCUGGAGGAUCGAGUUUUGAAAUCAGUGGAAUGCCCGGUGGAAGUAGAGUAUGAUAGCUAAGGAGAUGGAGAAAAUUCUGGCAUUUGAUUGUAAAUGCAGAGGUCGUCGAAAAGAGAACAAAGAAGUCUGUUGUAUAAAACACCUGUUUCCAGAUUACAUCUUCAAACUAAGGGCAACCAUGGCAUCUGUGACAGAGAGGGAGAAUCUAUGGAUUUCACAUGACUGGGGAGGGGCGCAGCCAUGGGUAGGCCUGGGAGGGCAUAGGCCCACCCACUUGGGAGCCAGGUCCACCCACUGCCCACUGUAGAGCCAGGCCCAGCCAAUCAGAAUGAGAUUUUCCCCACAAAAGGACUUUAUUACAGACAGCAAUCCUCCUCAGCACCCCCUCCCCCCUCCCCCCUCUGACGAUCCCACAGGUGAAGAAGCCGGAUGUGGAGGUCCUGGGCUGGAGUGGUUACACGUGGUCUGCGGUUGUGAGGCCGGUUGGACGUACUGCCAAAUUCUCUAAACCGACGUUGGAGAUGGCUUAUGGUCAAGAAAUUAACAUUACAUUCUUUGGAAACAGCUCUAGUGCACAUUCCUGCAGUCAGCAUGCCAAUUACACGCUCCCUCAAAACUUGAGACAUCUGUGGCAUUGUGUUGUGUGACAAAACGGCACAUUUUAGAGUGGCCUUUUAUUGUCCCCAGCACAAGGUGCACCUGUGUAAUGAUCAUGCUGUUUAUCAGCUUCUUGACAUGCCACACCUGUCAGGUGGAUGGAUUAUCUUGACAAAGGAUAACAUGUUCACUAACUGUGAUAUAAACAAAUUUGUGCACAACAUUUGAGAGAAAUAAGCUUUUUGUGCGUAUGGAAAAUUUCUGGGAUCUUUUAUUUCAGCUCAUGAAAUAUGGGACCAGCACUUUACAUGUUUUGUUUAUAUUUUUGGUCAGUGUAGUUGGUUAGCUUUAGCUACCUGUAGAUUCAUGCAGCGUAGUAACGUUAUGAGUUGGGAUUAUGGUUCAUUGUUUAGCUAUCUAGCUAGCUACAUGUCUAAACAAAAGACUCCACUAUGCAAGUAACCAUUUCACUGUACCGUUUACACCUUCUGUAUCCUGUGCAUGUGACAAAUAAACUUAGAUUUUAUUUGAUAUAGUGUGUGUUUACCAGAGACGGUAAUGUGAAGAACAACAUGACCUGCACCAAAGUCAAAUUAGGAUAUAAAGUUAGGCCAACAUGACGGUGUCCAAGUUCUAAAAUUCUCCGGUAGAAUGCCCUGCUUUUAUCUUGUCACACUCACAACCGUAAGGUAUUUUCUGUAAUUAGCUCGCCAUUAACUUGUAAAUAAUGAUCUUGUUGUAAGUUUAUUUUCCUUUAAUAGUGAAUACAAAUUAGCUAAAGUUAAGACGUUGUCAGCUAUUUGAUAUGGUCAUUAUUUGAACUGGCUGGCCAGCUAACUUAACGUUAGCUAGCUAGCUAACAAGCUAGAAACGAACCAAAACAUUGUUUAGAAAGUUGCUUUUAGUUGCCUGGUUUGCUAGAUUGACAUAGAGUAAAUUAAUUUUUAAACGAAUACACCAGUUAUGCUAUUUUGGACCACCAGGCUGCUGUCGUUUUUGUGUUUAUAAUUUUUCAUAACGACAACAACAAGUUUAAUGUUGGACGACAAUAGAAUGUUCAUGAUGUCACUGCGACAACUGUAUAGAGACAUGUCGAUAGACGUAGUAUAAACCAGCCUUUAGUCUUUGGUUGUUUAGUACACUACUGUACUCACUGUUUAGCACAUGGCCUCACAUGUGAAUUCUUAACGAGAUGGCUGGGGCUAAGCUUAAGAGGGUGUGAACGAUGCUGAAUGGGUGUAGACAAAGAGCUCUCCAGUAGGUACCAACAUUCAAGGACCAUUUUCUCAAAAGUGGGGUUACAAGUUGAUCAACUUUCAAAGCAGAAUUACUUUCCCAUUGUUCCUCAGCUGUAGUGUAUGAUAUAUCAUUUUCUAUCUCUGAGUCUCUACAGUUGUGGUCAAAAGUUUUGAGAAUGGCACAAAUACUAAUUUUCACAAAGUCUGCUGCCUCAGUUUUGAUGAUGGCAAUUUGCAUAUACUCCAGAAUGUCAUGAAGAGUGAUCAGAUGAAUUGCAAUUAAUUGCAAAGUCCCUCUUUGCCAUGAAAAUGAACUUAAUCCCCCAAAAAACAUUUCCACUGCAUUUCAGCCCUGCCACAAAAGGACCAGCUGCCAUCAUGUCAGUGAUUCUCUCAUUAACAUAGGUGAGAGUGUUGACGAGGACAAGGCUGGAGAUCACUCUGUCAUGCUGAUUGAGUUAGAAUAACAGACUGGAAGCUUUAAAAGGAGGGUGGUGCUUGAAAUCAUUGUUCUUCCUCUGUUAACCAUGGUUACCUGCAAGGAAACACGUGCCGUCAUCAUUGCUUUGCACAAAAAGGCCUUUACAGGCAAGGAUAUUGCUGCUAGUAAGAUUGCACCUAAAUCAACCAUUUAUCGGAUCAUCAACAACUUCAAGGAGAGAGGUUCAAUUGUUGUGAAGAAGGCGUCAGCAGUGGUCCAGCAUAGAAUCUCUGGACAGUCAAUGUGUUUCUAUUAAUUCAGGAGCACGGUUCUCAACUUACUUUUCUUAAAGUCCCCCGCGACAAUUAACGCUGCCUCCAGGUACGCGGUCUCCAGCUUGUCCAGGGUCCAAUGAAUAUCUUUGAGAGCAUUUUUGGUGUCGUCUUGGGGCUGGAUGUACACAACCGUGGCGAUAAUCCCUGAGAACUCUCUCUGAAGGUAAAAAAGGCAUCAUUUGAUGACCAAGUAUUCCAAGUCGGGAGAGCAAAAGCUCGUAAAUUCCUGUACGUUUUCCCGUCGCACCACUUGUUAUUGCUCAUAAAGCAGAACCCUCCGCCUUUGUUCUUGUGUGUGUGUGUGUCUGCGUGCGUGUGCUUGUUUUUCUCCAGAAAUGUUUCUCAUUUAGAGAUGUGGUCAGGUGAGUUUCUAUCUUCUGUGACCCUAAUCUAGAUUCUAGAGCCAGAUUACCUGGCAGGUGACAGAUGUGUAGUAAUCAGACAGGCGAGGAGACCGGUACAAUAAGUGAGUCAUAAUUAUGAGUUAGCAGAUAGACAGAUUAGGGGUUAAAGUGUAAAACGAAAUGUUCUGAGAGUGAGUCUCAGUCUUGUGUGUCCCAGGUCAUAGUAUUCUACCACCACCCGUCAGCUGAGGGCUGUCCAUUGAUAUGGCCAGGCAACAAGUGUCCAGCUCCUUGGGCUAACACUACAGACACCACCAAACUCUUUCAGGUCAGUCUGUGUGUGUGUGUUUCGUAGUGGAUGAGAUGAGGUGAUAAAUCUAAUUUAAAAUACUAUAUAAAUCCAACUGAUGAUGAUGAUGAUGAUUACUAUUUUAUUCUAGUUCCUGGAGACGACACUAGGUGAGAGGGCUAAGAAGGGGUCCUUCCAUGUGACUCAGGCCAUCCUCACCCCCAGAGUCAAGACCAUUGUCAAGGGCCUGGUCAGGGGGCUACGCAACUACCUGGUCGAGAGGUGUGUGUGUUAUUAGUGUUUGUGUGUGCACUGAGCCUAUAGUAUGUAUUCUGAGAGCAGCCAGCAGAGGGCGGUAUACACAGUCAGUCUUGUCAGCUUAUCAGUAGGUCAGACUCCCAGAAGGGUAGAGACCCUAGACACUGACUGAUCUAAGGUCAGUUUGAUCAGUUUGGCGUCUCCCCCUAAUGCUUAAAGGUAGGAUUUGGGGAAGGUAAACUGUAAGGGUAAGGGUUGGUUUGACACUCCAGGUAGUUGCCCUUAGGUACAGAUCUAGGAUUGGUUUACUCUCCAUAAAUCCUCACCUUAACCAUUAAGAGAAGAAUACAGAAAACUGACCAUAGAUGAGUGUCUAGGAGCGACUCUGAAACGGACAUUCCGUGGAGACGGCGGGCUGGGAGGAAGUGGCCUAAUUUUUAGUAUCCGCGGAAACAAGAUGGCUUAUUAUCACAGGAUAAACAUUCCCACUUCCUGGUUUUGUCCCGACGGCUGCAAGGGCUUAGUGGAGGGUUAAGGGCUCUAUCACUGAUACGACCCUAGCCGUUGGGUGUGUGUGUGUGUGCUGCCAUGCGCCCAUAACUAAAACAAUGAGAGCUCCAAACUUAAACAAUGCUUUGGAUACAAUAACUAUAGUCUGAGCUCAGCCUCUACUGAACCUCUGUCUCAGAAACAACAGUUCUUACACUCUCUAACUCACUCACCUUCAUUUCUCCUUCUUUUCUCUCUUCCACUCCCCCUUCCUCCCCACAUCAUCUUCCCCCUCUUCCCCUCCUUCUACUCCUCUCAGGAACCUUCCCAUCAUAUUAACGUGGGUUGAGACCCAGAAACCUGGUGUUAACGGGGUUAACAUCAUCACCUCUGACUUUGUGGAACUGACUGACUUCGCCAACACAGUCAUCAACCUCAACAACCUCCUGCUCAACGAACAGGACCGCACAAAAACCUGACCAACGCCACCAUACAGUCAGAAUGGGUAGACUGGAUAUGAGUCGUUACGAAACCCACUUGGAUCUUUUCACGGUUCGGUUCUACCCAUCAUGGCAGCUGCAUCACUGAUCACAUGACCAGACACUCAGGGACACCUGUGAUAAUGGGACACUCAGACAGACAUCACGUGACCAUCUCAUACACUUAAAGCUCACAUGUCCAGUAUUGACUGAUCAUGGUCAGGAAAAUGUCCAUAGAGCUUCACAUAUUGAGCUUAUAAGUGUAGCAACGUACAGGGGCUGAGACUGUUUAAACAAAUGCACACUGAUUUUUAAACACUAUUCCAAUGGUAGCAGUUUAUAGCUGGGUGUUGACAUGUAGUUAUUAUGAUAACACAUUCAAGAUAGAUCAUAGCAAUGUCAUCUUGAUGUAUAACUAGCAAUGAAAGUCUAGCUACAGCCACUCACACACAGCUGUGUGUGUGUGUGUGAGUGUGUGUGUGUGUGUGUGUGUGUGUGUGUG